AUGCUGCCCAAGGCCUGGUCCCAGAUCACGCCAUACCUGGCAUUCAACUGCUGCGUCUUCCUCCUCGGAGCCAUCAUUUUCGGCAUCGACACUGGCUCCUUUGGCGGAUUGCAAGCGCUCCCUUCUUUCCUCAACGACUUUGGAGUGCCAGGUCAAGAUGGGGUGUAUGCAAUGCCGCAGCUGCGACGCUCCCUGAUGAACUCGCUGCCCUGGAUCGGCAAAAUCCUCGGCUGCUUUUCCUCCGACAUCCUCAUUGAGCGCCUGGGCUUCAAGAACACAAUGCUCGUCGCGGCCGGUGUCCAGAUCGUGGGUGUAAUCUUGGAAAUAACUGCCCAUCACUGGAUGCAGUUCACCAUCGGACGAGACGUGGCGUACUUUGCAGUCGGCCUCGUGGAGAACGCAGUCCCCUCGUACAAUGCAGAGACAUCGCCGGCCGCGACGCGCGGUCUGCUCUCCGGAUCGAUCAUGUUCGUCACAGCGCUGGGCAACCUCUGGGGUGCCGGCAUGUCCCGCGCCUUUGCGACUGAGCCCAGCAGUAAGGGCUGGAUGAUCCCGACGGGCAUGCAGUUUAUCCCCGCCAUCCUCCUUCUCGUCUUCAUCCCCUUCACGCCAGAGUCGCCACGUUGGUUGUUGGCCAAGGGUAGGUUCGACGAUGCGAAACGAUCUCUCGACAAGAUCCGCCACAAAUACGAGGUAGAGGACGGGUCCACGGCCGCGGAGCUGAACGCGAUGAAUGAGCUGGUCCAAGAAUCCCUGGCCACCGAAGAGGGGGGCUGGCUCGAUCUCUUCCGAGGCAACUACCUGCGCCGCACGUGGAUAGCCGGCACGCUUUUCGCCAUCCAGCAGAGCAAUGGCAACCAGUUCGUGCAGUCGUACGCAGCGACCUUUUACGUCCAGCAGGGACUCGGCGCCAUGUCCUUCACGUACAACAUGAUUGGGCAGUCCAUGGGCAUCUUGGGCUGCUUGGUCGGCGUCAUCCUCUUCGAUAUCACAGGCCGUCGACCUCUCCUCAUCUACGGGAGCGUCGUCUGCACGUUCCUCCUAUUCCUCGCCUCGGGCAUUGGCGGCUCCACGUCCAACCCCAGCCAGCAGAUCACGCACACGAUGAUAUCCUGCUUUAUGAUCUUUCCCGCUUUUACUCGGAUCGCGGCCACGAACACGGCUUUCCUGACGGGAGCGGAGAUUGGUGGUGUGCGAAUGCGAAAGAAGAUUAUGGCAUUUGGUCUCUCCGUUGAUGUCGCCGCGGCGUUCCUCGUCACGUUUGUCACGCCCUACGUGCUGCCGAUUCUGGGCGUCAACAUUGGCUGGAUCUUCGGCUCGGUGUGCGCCUUCACUGUGGUGUGGGGCUGGUUCUUCUUCCCUGAACUCAAGAACCGGUCACUAGAGGAGGUGGACGAGCUCUUCCGGGCCAACUUGAAAGCGUGGCAGUUCAAAGACCACACGACGUACGGAACGGCCGCGACGCUCACGGCGAUUCAAAACGGAGAUCGUGGUGCUGUUGAGCGGGCGAAUGCGGAGGAGAAGGUGAGUCCUUUUCCUAAGUGA
Emericellopsis atlantica is the source of this 1545-nucleotide messenger RNA. RefSeq names its product general substrate transporter. The coding region runs from base 1 to 1545 and encodes 514 amino acids. The record is from RefSeq and is a predicted model, not a curated record. Gene Ontology annotation, biological process: carbohydrate transport; transmembrane transport. NCBI's taxonomy places the organism in Eukaryota, Fungi, Ascomycota, Sordariomycetes, Hypocreales, Bionectriaceae. Gene Ontology annotation, cellular component: membrane. The transcript has 5 exons. Gene Ontology annotation, molecular function: carbohydrate:proton symporter activity.